ACUGAUUUAUCUGCGGUACUUCAGUAUGACAGAUAAGUCACUCUCUAUCUCUAUCUGUUCAUCUUCUUUGUUUUUCUCUAUCUAAUUUGUAUCUAAUUUCAAAGUACAAAAUUACAUUUGCUAUGCUUUUUUCCUCUCUUCGGUGAGAAUUCCAGAACCUUUUUCUUCGCUGUAAGAAAGAAUUGGUGUUUGGCUUGGAUUUUUGUGGUUCAUUAUUUGCUAAAUUGACAUAAUCACAUGGUUCACAGUCACCGCUGAUCUUCGCUCAGAAUUCCUUUGGCUUCUGCUUCUUCGUUGUAACAGAAAAUUAGGGUUUUGUUUGAGGUUUUGUAGUUCAGUAGUUGCUCAAUUGACAUAAUCAUAUGGCUGAAAGGUACAACUUUCCUAUGGCAAGAAAUACUGAAGCUACUGCCAACGAGUCCAAAAAUGAAUCUAAGAAAAGGAAGCAACAGUGCUCAACAGAAAUCGUCUCUAAAAUUAAUCGUAGGAGACGUGAUCUAUACAAGCAGUUAUCAGUUGAUAAAAAAGAAUUGCUUUUAACACGCCGGCGAUCAAAAAAACUUGAAUUAAAAAAGGGUUCGACUGCGCUGCUUGAAUAUACCAAACAAGCUGCUGGGUUUGAGCUGCAUACAGAAAAAACUCUGACGAUAGUCGAGGCACCAUGCAUUGCUGGGAAAGCAGGUAUAUCUUCAGCUGUGGGGGCAGUAGUUGAUUGUCACAAAGGAAAAAAUAUUGCUGAUCACUUCUCCAUUUUUGAACAUGGUUCGACCUCUGGUGCACCCUGUGACCGACAUCAUGUAGAGACAUCUACUGUCAUAAACAAAGGUAUUUUAAAAAGAUCUUCUAAAGUAAAAUGUUUUCACAAGUUGGUACUAAAAGAAACUAAAUGACCCAGUGUUAUUUGUUGCGUCAUAAUACACGAGUUAAUGCACAACUGUCGAAUUGGUCUGGCAGCAAAGGAUAAGCUUUUGAAAAUAUUUACAUAGCUGCUGCAGGGGGCUGUUAUGGAAUUAAACAACCCUCAGGUUUCCUCUUUCUCCUGAAACGUCUGUGCUAAUUUUGAUUGCUCAAGAAAUUGAAAUCAUAGCCCUCUUCAACCUUGGUGUGAAUAAUAACAAGUAUGUUCUCUUGUGGGUGAUUAUAUUAUGGUAGUAGAAUCGCAAAUCAGUUUUCCUUAAGUACCUCUAACUAACGAAGAUAGACAGCACUGAUUUUGUCCAGCCGUCAAAUAAUCUAUGCCUUUCUGAUGAACUUCUUGCAUUGGCACCCCAUAAGUCAAAUAGCUUUGAAUUUCUUGCCAUCUUUCAUUGGUCUUCAAAUGACUGCAUCUUUCUAGAGAAAAUUUCUAUAUUUUUCACAAGUCACUCAUCUCCAAAUUUCACCUUAUAAAACAAAAUAGGUAUCAUUUGUUUUAUGGUACUUACUCGCUUUCUUCUUGAAUUGUCUGGUCAUGCUACAUGGUUUGGUAAUAUUCUUCUCUAUUGAGUUGUAGCUUGUAGGUGGGAUAUUCAUAUAGACUGGCUUCAGUAAUUAAGGUGAAUUUUUAAUUUUACUUCGCUUAUGUGUAGCACAGGUUGAUUUCAGACAGCUACAAUCUUGAUUUUGUCGAGCGAAAAUCAUUUAAAGUGCACGAAAUUAGCUUUAACAAAGUCAUGUGCUUAUUCACUCGACAAAAUCAUAUAGAGUGCACGAUUCUGUCACAAAAUGAGCAUUUCUCUUCUGUUUUUCUACUGAUUCCUUUGACUCUGUCUCUUCUAUAUCCGAUGGUCAUAUUUCUUCUUUUUAAAAAUUUCCAUCUUUCUCAAUUUGUGUCUCUCUAUUUGGUUUUUUCUUACUCUACUUCUUAAGAUUUGAUCCCUGCGUUUUGGAAGUAAUUAUUUCUCUUUCUUCCUGUGUUGCUUCUGGGUUUAAAUAAGUCCAAGGAAUCACCAAUUGCUUGCUAGGUUUUAAUUGUUUUUCUUUGGCAGCUUCACUUUCAGUUUGCCUGUUAUGUGUUUGUGAAAUUGCAUGUCACAAAGGGAAAAGAAAAGAGUAAUUCAAAGUUGAGAGAAUUGCAUGAAAACGAAAUUACAGAGCUGAAUUAAAUUGAAUUGAAAAAAUAUUGUUUGCUUGACAAUUUAGUUAUUCGUAACUCAGCUAAUGCAUCAUC
Nicotiana tabacum (common tobacco) is the source of this 2149-nucleotide messenger RNA. The record is from RefSeq and is a predicted model, not a curated record. Lineage: Eukaryota; Viridiplantae; Streptophyta; Magnoliopsida; Solanales; Solanaceae.